AUGCUGGCCGAAUACGAAGAGGAGGAAGAGACUGCGUACCGCAGAGCGAAGGAGGUUUUUGAGUUGCGCGAGGUGGAACGCAGCGUUAAGCAGUCAAGUUCCUACGACAGAUUCUCGGACAGAGGAGGAGACUCGUUCAAGGACCUUGAGGGCGAGCCUUUCAUGAGCUAUGAGGAGUUCACGCGGCACAGGGAGCUGACGUCGUUGAAGCUUUCGGCGCUUUACCGGAACCUGUUGAAGGAGCCGUACACGAAGGACGUGGAGCUCAAGGGCGAUGUCAAGGCGGCACUCGAGGAUGAGGAUGAGUGGGACAACAUGAGCAGCUACGACAAGUGGGUGGUGCAGCUGUUCCAUCGGGAGGUGGUGGACAUGUUUGGUGGCUUGGCGGUCGUUGACAAGGCGCUGCUGCCCAUUGGGCUGAUGACCAUGCUGAGGCAGAGCCGAUUCCAGUGGCAGGGCUGA
Sordaria macrospora k-hell is the source of this 462-nucleotide messenger RNA. The record is from RefSeq and is a predicted model, not a curated record. NCBI's taxonomy places the organism in Eukaryota, Fungi, Ascomycota, Sordariomycetes, Sordariales, Sordariaceae.